AUGAAGUUGAGUAAAAUGAAUGAGGAUGAGGCAGCUCUUAUAUUCGAGGAAAGAAAGAAAAAACUAAUAGGAAAUUUAAUCGAUCAAUACACUAAAGUUCAAAAAUAACAGUAACUAUCGAAAAAUAAUAUCCUAUCCAAACAUGAGUAACCCAAAUUACCUUAAAAGCUCAAUCAAUCAAAUUAAGGCAUUGGGGACACUUCCAAAGAAAAUCAAUUAAAAAAAAUAGUUAAGACUUCAUUGUUAAAGGACAUUGGCAAUAUUGAUGUGGAAAUACAAAAAAUGACCAAUGAAUAUAACACGAACAGAACUAAACCACUCUAUUUGGAAAAACAAUAUUCCCAUUCUAAAAUACUGACCAAAACAUUAAAUCAAACUGAAUUAUCCAAAUCUGAAUAGAAAACUUCAAUUUAGAACAAGAAUCAAAGCUAUUAUACAAAUAGACAAAAAUCUAACAAAAUCAAUAAGGCAGCUGAAAAUUCUUAUUCCAAACUGGCUGAAUCUCUACGCAAUUAUUCCAAUCAGAGAAAGAUUGAAGAAUCCAAAACUAACGAUUAAUCCAAACCCUAUGAUUUUCUUUAAAUCAACACUCAAUCCGAAAAAAAAAUUGUUAAACAAAAAACAAAAUCAGUCAACAUCGAAGCCAAUGUUAUUAAGUCCAGCAAAGUGAUUUCCAGUGAGCGUAAGAUCCCCAAACCACCUUUGAAAUAGUUGUCUCAAAAGAGGAAUUCAGAGAGUGAAAAGACCUCACCAGUCAAAACCAUUUUAAAGUAAACUUCCAAUCACACAUACGAUCUUAGUUCAACCAAAGCUAAUACGACACAAUAAUUUUAUUUAAACAAGGACAACCACUUUAAUCGAAGUCAAAAUAAUAGUAGGAGUAUUGGGGAUUACAAGAUUAUGGAAGCUGUCAACAUCUACAGAACACUUAAAUAGUUAGUGGAUUCCAAGGAGCAAAUCCACCCAAAACAUUCUACGACUUUACUUUAACAAAAAACUUCAACGCUAUUGUCUCAUAAGAAUGUUAAAUAAUAAUGA
This is a messenger RNA of Paramecium tetraurelia, 1038 nucleotides long. RefSeq lists its product as uncharacterized. The transcript has 4 exons. The record is from RefSeq and is a predicted model, not a curated record. Lineage: Eukaryota; Ciliophora; Oligohymenophorea; Peniculida; Parameciidae.